AUGACCGAAGAACAGACAACUUCUUCCCUACCUCCGGAGCACGACACCUCCCUCCCACCGUACGACGCUGGGCCGUUCAUUGCGCGCGAGCCUCGAGAUGAAGAACCGUUUGACGCGUGGGAAGAAGGCCUGGGAUUCUUUGAUGUCUUUUCCCUCAUCGUCAAUAAGAUGAUAGGAACUGGCAUCUACACAUCCCCAACUGCUGUCUUUCUUCUCACAGGAAACAAGAGUCUCACCCUGGGACUCUUUGCUGUUGGGUUUUUGUACUGUUUGAUGAGCACUGCCAUCUAUCUUAAAUUUGCAGAGGUUCUGCCAUAUAAUGGUGGAGAACUAAUAUACCUUGAUGAGGUCACAUCGCAUGUCAAACCCGACACUACCGACACUUCAGGCUACUCGUCACCGGAUGCAGAGCAUGGAGAGGCCCACGUUAGCGGCUCCCCAGUCACUGCUACAGGAACAAACAAGAGGGUCUCUAGUCCGCUGCAGAGGCUCGUUCAGCUCCGUCGGAAGCUAAUGGGAGAUGGCCUGCUAGCAUACAUCAUCUACUCUGUGAUGUUCAUUGUAUUCUUCAACUCCGCAACCAACAGCCUCCAAUUCGGUCGAAUGAUCCUCAUGUGGAUAAACGCCAACAAAGCUGACAAUGGUGCUACCGUCGAUGGAGACGAAACGUCUGCGAAAGAAGACGACCCAGACGUCAACCACGACCUUAUGCGUUUCAUCGGGGUCACAAUUCUCUCUUUAAUAUGCCUCGCGCAGUUCUUCAGCCCCGGCUGGGGUCGCAAGCUGAACAAGUUUCUUGCUGUCGUCAAGAUAGGGUUCCUUAUCGGCGUGAUAAUUGUAGCGCUUGCUGCACUAUCCAAUGACAUUGAAGACAAAAACAAGCACGCCGUUCCUCGGGCUAAAGACUGGCUCACCUGGCAUGGUUCCCCUUCGAAGGUCCAAUUUGCCAAGGCAUUGCUUGCUGUUUUGUUCAGCUUUGAGGGCUGGGAGAAUGCCACUUUUCUCCAUUCGAUUCACUUCGACGAUUUCCCUGAAGGUCAUAACCGCAAUUACCCACCCAUAUGA
Molecule: messenger RNA, 1065 nt
Organism: Fusarium musae
Lineage: Eukaryota; Fungi; Ascomycota; Sordariomycetes; Hypocreales; Nectriaceae
Exons: 5
Coding region: 1-1065 (354 amino acids)
Biological process (GO): amino acid transmembrane transport
Cellular component (GO): membrane
Molecular function (GO): L-amino acid transmembrane transporter activity
Source: RefSeq, a predicted model, not a curated record